GGCCUCACUUUUCAACUCAACACUUAAUUUUGCAGUCUACAAGUCCCACAUCGUCUAGAAUAUUAGACAAACCAGUCUAUAUAAACGUCUCACAGACAAGUCUGUUCGCCGAGUUGUGUAACGUCAGCUUGUGACCCGAGUGGGGGCAUCAUGGUGAUGGAACAAAGUUUAGGUUUCACUGAGUUGGAUUGGUAGAUGCAUAAUGUUGCUUGCCCACUCCAAGUUGAGAGUUGAGCUAAGGAAUCUUUGCGAAGGCAAAGGUCUCUUGGUUCCUAGACAGGAGGGCACAGCGUGAGGCUGGUUUCACAGAGCAGCGACAACCUCCGGUUCUUGACAGUGGAAGGAUCACAGGCUGCUGCAUCUCCACACCACUGAGCUUGGAAGAUUUGGAUUGCAUAAAGGGCAGAUAAAAGAUUGCAUGCAGUGAGCUUAAACAAUUGAGCUAUUGGAGUUGUUGCCCUUCCUGAAUCAGAUGCGGGAAGUGGAGUUGCUCAGCUAUAUCCUACUACAGUUUCAUUUGACCAAGUGACCUCGCCACUGCCACAAAUUAACCACCAUACUCAUUACUCGCUCCACAAAAACCAUGAAAACGAUGAAGGGAAUUGAUUUGCUAUGUCCUUCCUCAGCUUCCACAGCUGUAACUUCUAGCCUGCAGCACCGUUCUACGGCGCGUGGAAGGACCAAAAGCUACGACCAUGACGGAAGGAAAAACCAACUCUGUGUACCUUGUUCAUCCCAAUUGCCCUUAACUCCUAAGCCUCAGUCGGAGAAGCACAGAAAGAGCUCGGCUGAUAAGGGUAACAGUGACACGCGUAGAAAAAGUUCUGUUGAUGUUAAUGACCUAUAUACUCAUGCCAGUGCUGAGCGUUCAUCCAGAAGAUAUCUCCUUGCUGACGCGCCAUUCAUUGAGUGGGUAUCAGAGUCUAAUAAAUUCACACAAAUGGUUCCUUCUCAACAUGAUGUCGAAGACAGGCCCAUGGUUAUCAAAAGAAACCAUGCUCCUACUCUUCGCUCCUCUUCUUCAGCUCGCUCCAAGGACCAGGUCGUGGUUUUGAGGGUGUCGUUGCAUUGCAAGGCCUGCGAAGGAAAAGUUAGAAAACAUAUUUCAAAAAUGGAAGGAGUGACAUCAUUCAGCAUAGAAAUGGAGACAAAGAAAGUGACGAUAAUCGGAGACGUGACACCAAUGGGGGUACUGGCGAGUGUAUCCAAGCCUAAAUCAAAACACACAGCUGCUUAGGAGACAACGUCUGGCAAACUUUUGAAAGAAGAAAAGGGUAACGUGUAUAGCUUUAAAAUGUAGCCGUGCGCCUAAGACCCACGUUAUCUCUUGUUCCUGCUCGUGGGGUUAACUAGUAUAUAUAAAUGAAGUAAGUAUGUGUUGGUAGAAAGUAAAGAAAUUGAAAAUAAUUGUGAUUGCAAACCAUUUUGAAGCUAAACAAGCUCAUUCAGUGUAUAAAGAGAGAAGGACAUAUGAGAAACCUUGAGGCUAAGCACUUGGAAAGCAAUAAUGGGUAUACGUUUGUCCAAGCACUUGGAAUGCACUUUGUUGGGGACACAAGUAACAGGGUAAUGCAUGCCAGACAGUGGUAGCAGAGAGCACUGAAGACCAGCCUGGUCUGUUUGGAAGCAUUCUCUUUGGAAAACUAAUGGUUCUAAGGUUUUCUUUUUGAGCUUCUGAAAGCACUUAGAGUUGGUUAAUGUGACAUGAUGCAGGUCCCGUUGUUGAAGGGUUCGGUUUGCUUUUGUUGUUUUUGUUAACAUUGUACAUUCUAUAUUCCCUACAAGUAACCUAAUCAUGAGAGCAUAGUUCACUUUUAUGGU
Vigna angularis (adzuki bean) is the source of this 1821-nucleotide messenger RNA. RefSeq names its product protein SODIUM POTASSIUM ROOT DEFECTIVE 3-like. NCBI's taxonomy places the organism in Eukaryota, Viridiplantae, Streptophyta, Magnoliopsida, Fabales, Fabaceae. The coding region runs from base 584 to 1237 and encodes 217 amino acids. The record is from RefSeq and is a predicted model, not a curated record. The transcript has 6 exons. Gene Ontology annotation, molecular function: metal ion binding.